GCCUGCUGAAGCACUGCUGUUCUAUGGAAAUUGAUGAUUUUAUUUCCCCCUUUCUUUUAAGUGUCUUUGACUCUGUUUUUGUUUACCUGAAUAUGUUUUACCCCAUCUUCUCCUUUUUAAACAAUCUCAUUUCUAUCUUUAGUUUUCAUCUCUUCCAUUCUCCCUGAUUUUUCAGACCCUUAUUAUUUUCUCUAGCUUCCAAUUCACUUCUCAUUUACUCUUCCAUCCACUUUUUGUUUCAUUUUUUCUAUAGGAUAGGUCCUCCCUCACAGUGUAUCUCUUCUUUUACUGUUAAUAACAUUACCUACAUUUUACUUUUUCUCUUUUCUUUGUCUUCCAGCAAACCCAUGACAUUGGACACUCGGUGCUUCUCAUCUGCCUUUGUCAUUUUCCUCACCAGAAUUUUUAUGAAGAUUUAAUGAAGGCGUGUCCUCAACCCACCAUGAUGAUUUUCAAUAACACCACAUCCUCCCCUUCAACCUUCCUCCUCACUGCAUUCCCUGGGCUGGAGCUCGCUCAUGUCUGGAUCUCCAUCCCUGUCUGCUGUCUCUACAUCAUUGCUCUCUUGGGAAAUAGCCUGAUCCUGUUUGUCAUCUCUGUUGAGCAGCGUCUCCACAAGCCCAUGUACUAUUUCCUCUUCAUGCUGUCAGCUGCUGAUUUGUGUCUGACCAUCACCACCCUCCCCACUGUGCUUGGGGUUCUCUGGUUUCAUGCCCGGGAGAUCAGCCUUAAAGCUUGCCUCAUUCAAAUGUUCUUUGUACAUGCUUUCUCCUUCCUGGAGUCCUCUGUGCUGGCAGUUAUGGCUUUUGACCGCUUCAUGGCUAUCUGUAACCCACUGAAAUAUGCCACUGUCCUCAAAGACAGGAUGAUCAUGGUGAUCGGACUAUUCAUAUGCGUACGGCAACUUAUUUUCAUCUUUCCCAUGCUUCUAGCCUUGAAGAGUGUAUCUUUCCAGGAAAGAAAGGAGCUUUCCCAUCCAUUUUGUUAUCACCCAGAUAUAAUCAGAGAUACAUAUUCCAACCCCUGGAUCAACAGCUUUUUGGGCUUGUUUCUUCAGCUCUACAUGACUGGUACUGACUUACUGUUCAUUCUUGUCUCCUAUGUCCUGAUAAUCCGUGCUGUCCUGAGUAUUGUGGCCCCCAAGAAACAAAAGAAAGCUCUCAAUACUUGUGUGUGUCACAUCUGUGCUGUCACUAUUUUCUAUGUGCCAAUGAUCAGCCUGUCCUUUACACAUCGCCUCCUUAGCUCUACUCCGAGGGUGAUCUGUAGCAUUUUGGCCAAUGUUUAUUUGAUCUUACCACCUGUACUGAACCCUAUAAUUUACAGCUUGAAGACCAGGGCGAUCCGCCAGGCUAUGCUCCAGCUAUUUCAAACUAAAGUUUCAUGGAGCCGUAACGUGAGGGGUCUUAGAGAAUCGUGGGACUGA
Messenger RNA from Odocoileus virginianus texanus, 1426 nucleotides. Lineage: Eukaryota; Metazoa; Chordata; Mammalia; Artiodactyla; Cervidae. The record is from RefSeq and is a predicted model, not a curated record.